UCUUCUUUUCAAACAUUCCUCUCCCACUCCACUUUUCUCUCUCCUCUGCCCCCUUUUCACUCACUCUGCCACCAAUAUAUCUCCCUUCCUCUCUCAUCAGCAACCGUUCACACAACUCCCAAUUCUCUCUCUCUCUCUCUCUCUCUCAUGAAUAAAAUGGCUGAUGAUGACGGUGUGGAAGGAGCAGGUUACUGGCUUCCCUCUGAGUUUCUCACAGACGACGAUUUCGUCACCAACAAAGAGAAUUCCGACUCCAAACGCUUCCCCACUCACUACUUCCCCUGCAAUUUUCAAACUCAGUCGAACAACGGGAGACAAUACGGCGCCGUUGGAGAUCUCGCUCUCGCCGCCGGUGAAGUCACGAAGCUGAAGCUGAACCCCUCCCCGCCGCCGGAACUCUACCGGAAUAGAUCGGUGGCCAAAACGAGGAGCCUCCUUCCUCCUCAGGUUGAAAACGCUUCUCCAAGGGCAGUGAGAGGAGGAGGAGGAAUGUGGCAUGUCGGGUGGGCCCCACACCGAGGAAGGGCGGCUACAAAGGCGUGCGCUGGAACGGGAGUGUUUUUGCCUCGCCCAUACGACAUCACUGCCGUCAAAUCUCAUUCGUCUGCAGGCCCUCGCCGGAGACUAGCUUCUCCCUUUCAAGGUACAGAAACAGCUCACAUCCCCACCAAGCCUUUACUGUCUCAUUUCGUCGAGCAAACCCAGCCUCUGCCUCAGCCCAAGAUCAGCGGAGGCUUCACCUCGGAUCAUUAUUCUGCAGUGGCUCGAAGGCGCGACUUGGUGCUGCUGCUACUUCAGCAACGCAGCCAGAGGUUUCAGACUCCGGUGGCGGAAGGGUCACAGAUGAUUGGCUGCGACCAUGGGCGCCUCCCGGUGGAGUGGACUUACUGAUGGAUGUUACUAGUUUUUGCUUUUGGUUUUUUACCAAGUAUAAUAUGAUGAUGAUCAAGUGUGUGUAAAGUAGGUAAUAAGAAGAUUAUAAAAUGGGAGGUGGUGUUGGUUUGGUUGGUUUCUUAAAUACAGCAACAUUUUUUUGUGGACAAGGCCAUUUGUUUGUUUAGGUUGUGGUUAAUGUCAUAUGUAUAUUUCUGGCAUUUUGUACGUAUGGGAUUAAAUUCAGACCCCUCUACAUGUAUUAAUGGUGUUGUACUUCAAGUAAACAAGAAGUUUUGAAUAUAAACAGAAUUAUUGAAUUCAUAA
Molecule: messenger RNA, 1200 nt
Organism: Salvia splendens (bonfire salvia)
Lineage: Eukaryota; Viridiplantae; Streptophyta; Magnoliopsida; Lamiales; Lamiaceae
Exons: 4
Coding region: 148-891 (247 amino acids)
Source: RefSeq, a predicted model, not a curated record